GCCCACUUGGUCACUAAACAACCACUUCCACCUCCCAGCUAAUGUCUCUUCCUCUCUCUUAGCCCUUCUUCUGUUCUUCCCCUGAUCUCUGUACGCAUGAAUGACUAGUCCUUCUUCGAGUCAUGAGUAACACAAAAGUGCCCAGAUCGAAGGCUAUGUAUCAUCAAGUUUAUGACAGAGGCUAAGAGCAAGAGAGCUUGCUACUUCCCCUUCUGCUCACUCUAUAGGGUUCUUGGCGUCUCUUCUCUUCUUCCUUCAAGCCAAAAUAUAGUUUCUCUUGUCUAUACAUACACUGGUGUUCAGAUCACCUGUGGUUCAUAAGGUUCUCCCCGCAUACAUGGGGAGGGCUGAGAACGGCAAGGACAAGAGGUCAAAGGGCCUGAUACUGAAGACGCUGGAGCGGUGCCGGUCUCUGGGGAGCCACCGCAAGGGGGAUCAGAAGCGGCAGCGGACGCCCGAGGGUUGCUUCUCGGUGUACGUCGGGCCCGCGAGGGAGCGGUUCGUGGUGCGCACGGAGUGUGUGAACCACCCGCUCUUUAAGAUGCUACUUGAUGAGGCGGAGAUGGAGUUCGGGUACUCGGCUGCCGGGCCGCUGGAACUUCCCUGCGACGUUGAUCUCUUCCAAAAGGUGUUGUGGGAGGUGGAGCAGGACGCAGCGGAGCUGUACUCGCCCAGGUGCAACUUCAGCAAGGCACACGCCGGGUACCUCUUGCUGAGCCCGGCAAGGGCCAUGAUCACGGGCCGUGUGUAGAUUUGGAAGCAAGCAUAGUCACGGUGAGAAAACCUCCACAGCCUCAUGUGUUUAGCUUUCUUGUUCCAUAUGUAUCAUGAUCAACAACGAAGGUUAAGUCGAUCCUUUGUUUUGUGUGUGAUUGGUGUGGAGAAGGUUUAGUGGUUUCUAUACUUUUUAUCUGUAAUCAUGCCACUUGUCUCCGCUUGGUUUUAAUGUAGAAGAGGUGCUCCGAUCCAGUCGUGGUGAUUAAUGUACAAGAUCUGCAUAAUAUCUUGUUCUAAGGCUCAUGAUUAUUGUACAGGAAAUAAAUUGCUUCAAUCAA
This is a messenger RNA of Musa acuminata subsp. malaccensis (wild Malaysian banana), 1055 nucleotides long. RefSeq names its product auxin-responsive protein SAUR71. The record is from RefSeq and is a predicted model, not a curated record. Gene Ontology annotation, biological process: response to auxin. NCBI's taxonomy places the organism in Eukaryota, Viridiplantae, Streptophyta, Magnoliopsida, Zingiberales, Musaceae.